GUCGAAGACAGGGUGAGAUCAUCGGUGUGCCGUCUCUGCCGCGGCAAGAUGGUGUGGCUAUCGAUGUGCGCUUUGCCGACAUGACCGACGACCCCAUCAUGGCCCCAGCAUUGUGCACCAUGUCCAUCGGAGGAUACGCCUACUACAAGGACGCACAGCGUGCAUUUGCCCGACAUGGACAGUUGACGUUGCGAGCGCGCAAGUCUGCCGCGAGUGCUGGGCUUGUCCUCGGCACGGCCGUGGGAAUAUACAUGUUCGUCUUCGUGCGUUGGCGACGACGGCAGCGACGCCACUCCCAGCUCUGAGCGACCGGUCCACCCUAUGUCUUUUGCAGUGUUCAUGGGUGCACAUGAAUGCACUCGUACGUUGAGAUGGAAAUCCGACCUCACACUCGUCCAGCUCGUACUUGAUCUGCAAGAACGGGGAAUGAUUCAAUUCUCAAAUUCAACCUUCAUGGCGCGUACGUGCCGAAUGUACAUACCCUCUACGUGCCGUCUUACUCGUGAGCGCGACUGCUAUGCAUGGCCACGACCUAGUUGCCGCCUCGGUGCUCCCGUCUUCGCACCUCGGCUUUGGUUUAAACGAGAGACUCCCCCACAAUACAUGUUUUUCAAAACACAUAUUUUAAGGUAUCACAUUUCAGAAAUCCUCUUGCAUUUAAUGUGCAUUGUCACUCGAAUUGUGUCACCGUGAUGGGUCGACGUGAAGUGUGGGCGUCGUACGACGAUGAUGCAGCGCCUACGGCGGGCAAGUCGACGAGCAACGAGAAAGCCGCCGAAACAGCACAGCGACCUGCUAAGCCUUUCAACAUGGAGCUGCUUCGCAACAAAGUCCUGUUUGGUGGCUUGGUCGGCUCGACGACUGGCGCGACAUUUGGUUUUGUGGGGGCCUUCCAAAGUCAUCACACCAAGCAUGGAAGUGUGAACUCCAAAGCUCUUCUUGGCGCCGCGCGCACAGCCGGCACCACUGGCGCCGUAUUUGGCGCGUUUUUCUUGGCGUACCAAGGAGUCAAGACAACGAUCGAGCAGCUUCGGGGAGAAGAAGACUUUUUGAAUGCUGGGGCUGCCGUCGCGAUUGCUGGGCUGCCCUUCUACCGUACGAUCACGUUCCGCUCGCACAUGGGCUACGCUGGUCUCCUCAUUGCGUUGGAUUAUUUUCACGAGGAAAUGAACAACUUUCGCAGAUAAGACCCCUCGCUGCAGUCCAUCGUGUGAGAUUGUUUCGUCGAGCUCGCCAUGGCCGAAACGAAUGCCCCUCGUCCGCGGCCACGUAGUUUGCAGACGGGUUCACCAGUGGCGUGGUGUUUACACUGGCGCAUGGUUCGUUUGACACCGCCUCAAUAGAUCUGUAUCGAUGGUUGUACACUGCCUCAUGCAUGCCCUGCUUCGCCACUGUCCGUGAAAGGAAUUUGUCGUAAUUAUACACCUUGCC
Molecule: messenger RNA, 1431 nt
Organism: Aphanomyces invadans
Lineage: Eukaryota; Oomycota; Saprolegniomycetes; Saprolegniales; Verrucalvaceae
Exons: 5
Coding region: 693-1187 (164 amino acids)
Source: RefSeq, a predicted model, not a curated record